Molecule: messenger RNA, 2416 nt
Organism: Striga asiatica
Lineage: Eukaryota; Viridiplantae; Streptophyta; Magnoliopsida; Lamiales; Orobanchaceae
Source: the annotation of a GenBank genome assembly
AUGUUUGAAGACUUGACAUUCUUCGUGAUCAUACGUAGUUUGCUAACUCCGUUGAUGCUUGACUAUAUAUGGUCGUGGCCGAACGACGGCCUGAGGCUGACGCACAACGGUGUCGGUUCUUCCCCUCCUCGACGGCGAUGGGCGUAUCUGGGUGGCGUCGUCUCGGUCGGUCGAGAAUUGUGUGACGGGAGAAAGAGAUGGAGUCCUCCAUUGGGAAUCUACCCCAUCGCCAGAAAUCGUCGCUCGUCCACCAUCAUCGUGCUUGAGAAGCCGCCGGUGAUGAAGACUUGGCGAAGCUGCGGAUUGCGCACGCUCGAUUUCUCUCCGGUAGCAGAACAGAACAUAGAUCCACCUCCUACACAAUUCCAACUUGGUAAAGAUUCAGCUGUUAUUGAGCUGCCGGACAAUCUAAUCCCUCGCAUGAACCAACUGCAACAGAUCCACGCCCACUCGCUGAGAAAUGCUACAGAUUCUACCCAAUACCUCAUCACAAAUCUCCUCAAGAUCCCAAACCUGAGCUACGCCCACAAGGUGCUCGACAAUACGCCCCAACCAACCAUCUUCCUCUACAACAAGCUCAUCCAGGCAUACUCUUCCCGUGGGCCCCACUCCCGAUGCCUGUCCCUCUAUUCCCAGAUCCUCGCUCGGCGCCUCUCCCCGAAUCCCCACUCCUUCACCUUCCUCUUUGCCGCCUGCGUGGGUCUCAACACCGUUCGCCAUGGCCAGAUGCUCCAGGCCCAUUUUGUCAAGUUCGGGCUGGGCCAUGACUCCUAUGCCUCCACCGCAUUGGUUGACAUGUACGCCAAGAUGGGCUCUCUCGAUUUCGCGAAAAAAGUGUUUGAAGAGAUUGAGGGUGCGGAUACACCCACCUGGAAUUCCCUGAUCACGGGCUACGCCAGAAACGGGCUUCUGGAGGAGGCCCGGCGCCUUUUCUCCGAGAUGCCACGUAGGAAUGUGAUUUCAUGGACGGCUUUGAUAUCCGGGUACUCCCAGAACGGAAGGUACCGGGAAGCUCUCGAGACGUAUCUGGAAAUGGAGAGAGAGGGAGAGGUCAGACCUAAUCAGGUGACCGUGGCAAGCGUUUUGCCUGCGUGCGCCAACCUUGGUGCGUUGGGGGUCGGGCGGAGGAUAGAAGCCUAUGCUCGGGAGAAUGGGUACUUUGGGAACACGUUUGUGAGCAAUGCUGUGCUUGAGUUGUACGCGAGGUGUGGGGCAAUCGAGGAGGCUGAGCGAGUGUUUGAGGAGAUUGGGGGCAGUAGGAAUCUGUGCUCCUUGAAUACUAUGAUCAUGUGUUUGGCGGUCCACGGGAGGUGCUGUGGAGCCCUCGAGCUUUUUGACCUGACGAUGAGAAAUGGAAUUUCGCCCGAUGAUGUCACCUUUGUGGGGGCAAUCCUGGCAUGCACGCACGGGGGCCUUGUCAGCAGGGGCCGAGAACUCUUCAACUCCAUGGCGGGAAAAUACUCCAUCACUCCAAAGCUGGAACACUAUGGGUGCAUGGUGGACCUCUUGGGCCGUGCCGGGCUACUGCAGGAAGCCCACGACCUCAUAAAAGCUAUGCCCAUGAAGCCCGACUCAGUUGUGUGGGGUACAUUGCUCGGGGCCUGCAGUUUUCACGGAAAUGUCGAGAUAGCCGAGAAGGCUGCCGAGUCGCUCUUUGUCCUGGAACCGUGGAAUCCGGGUAAUUACGUAAUACUUUCGAAUAUUUACGCGAAAGCGGGCAUGUGGGAUAAGGUCGCGAGUCUGAGGAAGAUGAUGAAAGGGUUUAACGUGAGAAAGGCGGCCGGGCACAGCUUUAUUGAGGAGGGGGGUCGGCUUCAUAAGUUUAUUGUGGAGGACAAGAGUCAUUCGAGUUCGGACGAGAUCUUUAGGGUAUUGGAUUGCGUUGGGGCAGAAAGUGGUUUGGAUUCCAUCGGGAUUGCUUGGGCCUUUGGUGGUAUGAUCUUUGCACUUGUUUACUGCACUGCUGGUAUCUCAGGAGGGCACAUCAACCCAGCUGUGACCUAUGGUUUGUUCCUUGCAAGAAAGGUUUCUUUGACUAGAGCCCUUUUCUACAUAGUGAUGCAGUGUCUUGGUGCCAUAUGUGAACCAACUUGUGAUCCCUUAGUGUAGAAAUCAUCAGAACCUUUGUUCUAUGACUACACAAGAUCGAUACUGCCAGUAAGAAAAACCGAUACUGGAUUACUAAACAUAACUUCCUUAUAUCUACCAUGUCAUUUUUUAUUGUUCAACAAAAUAUGUAUCAAAUACUAGAAAACGAGCCUGUGACAAUACAAGAUUGGUACUGUCAUUAUGGAAAACCGAUACUGAAGUACUUAACAUAACUUUUAUUUGGAAUUUGUUUUCAACAUCUGUAUGAAAGUGUAGUACAAACUAAGGUACACGUACUAAUUCUAAACAACAGAAGUAGUGAUCGGCC